CUCAACUGCCCACUCAGCCCACUCAAAUUUUUCAUCGUAUUCUUCGCGAGAACCUUCUGAUAAAAUUUUCAAGAACCCUAAUUUAUUCAGAUCUUCUCACUCAAAUUUCUAAGAAAAUGAAGAUUGUUGGCGCUAAUGUCCAUUUCCAGAAGUUGGAAGCCAAGUGCUCUUCAAUAACGUUCUAUCAAUUCUAUCUGGAGAUGAUUGCUGCUCAAGAGCUCUCCGAAUUCCUUCAUAUGGAGAUUCGAUUCAAGUAUGAGAACAAAGUUCUUGAAUUCUACAAGAAUGGAAAGGUCAAGACCGUCAAAUCAAAGAAGGACCCACAGAGGACGAUUCAAAUCAUCAACUCCAAUGUUGGAGGGACCAAAGUAAAGCUUUCGCAGAAGAAAUUGGGAGAAAAGCUUCACCUUCCCAAUUCUGGAGUUGAAAUUGGGAGACUUCCAGCCAAGAAUCUGGAUUGGAAUAUUAUUGGAAUUUCUGGGCAAGCUCCCUCUGGCCCAGCGAAGAAAGCUAAUCUGAACAACGACUACAAGCUAGUCCUUGAACUGGUCAUCGCAUGCCUCGAGUGUGGAAGUGGAGGACAUGCUGAUGACAUCACCCAAGAGAGGGCCUUCAUCAUCAAUGCCCUCAUUACCAAGUCUAAGAAUCUUGCUCUGGUUAAUAUGGAAGAAGAAGAAGUUACUGCCCAAGAAGAGCUUCAAAGGAAGAAGAAGAGAAAAAUCACAAAUCCCUCAACUUCUGGAAAUGUCAACCCGGAUAAGUUGAAGGAGAAGGAACCAGUUGAGGAAAACUCUUCCCACAACCAGAGUCCUCAACAACUUGAAGAAGAAGUUCAUCAAGUCCAUAGUCUUCCAACCUCCUCACCUCAACCUCAAACAGAUGAUGCUGAUAACCAAUUCUGGCAGCUCUACUAUGACUGGAGAGCUUGGAAGGUUGGAAAUUCAGCAGAGCAGUUGUUGGGAUGGGAUCAACAAUUGAAGAAUGAGAAGAUCAUCAAGAAGUGCUUGGGACUGCCAGUCAACCACAGCCGUGAACAAAUCUUGGAUGGGGUAUGGAAAAGGAACUAUGAAGACUUGCAUCUAGAAUACUUGGCCACCACACCAGCUUCAGAAUUUGAAGUGGAUGAUGAAGAUCCUUCAGUCUACAAGCCGAUCUUCUCAAAAGCCACAGAAGAUCAGAUGAUUCUCACUUCUGAAGCACAGGCUGAUUUGGAAACAACAGCUGAGGAUUUCCCAGUCUUUCUGGAAACCUCACCUGCCUUUGUAACGGUUCUGCCUGAAGCUGAUCAAGAGAAUGCAGCCUCUACUCCACUAGAACAGAACCAAGAAACAUCAGAAGAAGAAAUUCAGCAACCUCUCAAAUCUCAAGUCCUUGAGAUUUGCACAACUCCUUGUGAGAUCUCCAACCAGCCUGAACUUGAGAUCCCGGAGAAGUCAGGAGAAAUUCUGGAGCAGUCCACUCCUCCAGAAACGAAUGAAGUCCAAGAAGAGCAAGCUGUAGAAAUCCAAAGGAAUUCUACAGAAGCUGAAAAGGAAGUUCAAAUGGCAACAAUGGAGGCCCCUGAAACUCCAGUAGCUGUUUUUGAAGAGCAGAAUGAAGGUGAAGAAAGAGACUCCCUCUCUAGGGAUAUAUCAAAUUUUAUACUUGAUGAAGCAGAAGAAGAAUCUGAAAGGACGCUGAAGAUUGAUGAUGAUGAAGAUGUGCAAGAAGAUGCUGAAUCUCUUCCUAUGCAACUCUUCCAAAGAACAUCCUCUUCUCAUCAGGUAACCAACUUUCAUUUCCAUAGCUCUUCCAUUUCUACACUUCCGGAUGAAGUACUGGAAACCUGGACAAAGAAGGUCCUAGAGUUGAUUGAAUCAGCCCUAGCAUUUCAGCAUGCCUCCUUUAGGCAAGAGAUAGAGCAGAUGGAAGCCAGGCACAACAUGCUGAUUGAGAAAUCUGAAGAGAAACACAGCUCAGAUCUCAAGGAGAUAAGCAAGUCAGUAAACAAGACUCUAGAGAUCAUCUCUCUAUUGAGUAACUCUGUGAACGACACAAUGGAGACAUAUGCAUCUAACAGUUAUCUUCAACUCAAAGAAGUCAAUAAAAUCGGAGAGCAAAUAGCAAAUGUCACAGUUAGUUUACAGAAGCAGAUGUCCCUUCUCCAAAUGGACAUCAGAUCAGCCCUAGCAGUGUCUUCAGCAAAUCAAGUAGUAACCAAAGACUACUUGAAGGUUAUUAUUGACAAUCAGAAGGAAGCACACAGACUGUUCAGACACUUAAGCACAAGCUCUGGCAACCACAAGAUGGAAGUGAUUCUUCAACAACACAGUCCAUCCUUGAUUCCAGAGCUCCCUAUUACAGUCAAGGAAGGAGAAAUCUCUUAUGUUCCUUCGCAUCUGAACAUGACUGACCUGAUCCUCGAAGCUCAGAGAACUAAUCCGGAGAACUCAACACAGCAUCUAUCUAGCUCUGGACUAGAUGGAACAGAGGCUGUUGGAACCAUUGUCUCCCAUUUCUCAAAUGAUGCCCAAACAGAGGAGAGACGCAACAACAUAAGGCGCAUCAAAGAACUGUGUGGAAACAUGCAAGGCAUUAGUGAGAUUGCCGGAUCAUCAAAGCGCAGGAAGUAGUGAAGGCUUUUUUUCAUCAAACCAGGGGGAAACUUAAUCAAACUAUGUGAUAUAGAAAUUGGAUAUCUUGAUCGGAAAUGUCAGAGACAAGUAAGGAUUUCUCAAAGCAGAUGAAGAUCCUCUAAUCCGGAACACUACAUGAUAACCGGAUGUCUCGCUACAACCCGCUGAAGGCUAAGUCAUUCAAAUCGGAAGACUAGCGCGGAUCUCUUUCUCACCCGG
Messenger RNA from Cuscuta campestris, 2834 nucleotides. The record is from the annotation of a GenBank genome assembly. Lineage: Eukaryota; Viridiplantae; Streptophyta; Magnoliopsida; Solanales; Convolvulaceae.